GUAAUCAAGAUGGCGCAGAUAACUCCAGGACGUCUUUCUUGUAUCUCAGAGAUCAGAUUCGCUGUAACAAUGCCAGACAAAAACCCCCAAUUCCUUGUCGUUAACCCGGGUAUGUCUGUGGAACAAAUGGUGGAAAAUCUCAGUCAGUCGUGGGGAUUAAAGGAUCCAUCCUCUUAUGCUUUGGUGGACACUGAAACGUCAUUUUACAUAACUGAGAAUAAUCGCAACAAACUGAGAAAUGGCAUUGUUUUGACAUUGUCUGAAUCACCAAGGAAAGCAGUUCAUAGAUUGAUUGGUCGAAUGAAUAGUAAAGAAGAGCAAGAGAAUCGUGAGGCUCUCAAACAGCUUGCCAUGAGUGCUUUGGACUUUACAUUCGUAGAAUUCUUCAUCGAAGAGCAUGGGGUUCAACUGCUAUUAAGAUUCCUAGAAAGUGGAAACUUGCCUGGUGCCGUGCUAGCACAUUCUUUAACAGCAAUCCUUGAAAUCAUGGAACAUGGGCUAGUCCCAUGGGGUACACUAUCACCAGAGUUUGUCAGUCAGGUGACAGAGUAUGCUAAGAAGUCAAAGGGCCCUUCAGACGCCACAGUUACACAAAAGGCACUCGCAUUAUUGGAGCUUGUUGUGCUAAAUAGUCAAACUUUAUAUACCAUCGUUGCCAACAAUAUUCUCUUUGAUGACCUUAUUCCCCAUCUGAGUCGAGGCUCGGAGAUUCAACAAUGUAGUAUUGCACUGAUGAAUGCUUUGUACCUAAGAGCGCCUCCUGAAAGGAAAAAGAGAUUUGAAGAUUCUCUUGUUUCAAAAGACGUAAGAACAGCAAUUCUUGAGAAAGUUAUCCGUUUACAGCCCAGCGGUGGUGAGAUGCUUCAUCAGAUUUACGUCUUUCAACAGUUAACCUUUAACCUUUUAGAUAAAAAGUUGAACAUGCCAAUUGAUGUAAACACACAGCAAUUUGAACUUCAACAAGAUAUCUAUGAGUUGAUAAGGAUUGCAUUUGGAAACGACAUGGAUGCGAAAUCAAACAAAUAUUUCAAAAAACUUGGUUUUCAGGAUUGUGAGAGCCCCAUCAAUGACUUCAUGGUGACCCCACCUGGAAUCCUUGCCCUCAACUGCAUGUACUACUUUGCCACCGAACACACAGGCAACUAUACACGGAUUGUACUUGAGAAUUCUUGCCGUGGAGAUGCUCAUGAGUGUCCGUUUGGUAGAACCGGAAUUGCGUUGACCAAUCUACUCUGUAGCAUACUGCAUGUUGGAGAAAUGCCUGACGACAGCACUCAAACUUAUCAUCCAAUGUUUUUUGUGUGUGACAAGCCUUUUGAAGAAUUCUUUUGUGUGUGCAUACAACUGUUGAACAAAAGUUGGCGCGAUAUGCGUGCCACCGUUGAUGACCUUGAUAAGGUUCUUAGUGUUGUCAAGGAACAGAUUGAGUAUGCACUGAAAGACAAGCCUUCUACAUUUGAGACCUUCAGAACGAAGCUAACAGCACUCAACUACAGUGAAAUUCAGAGACGCAGACAACAAGAACGGUCAAACAAGGAAGAAAUGGAUUCCCAGUCAGCUCCUGUUGUUGAACUUCGUAAUAAAAUUCGUCCAGAGAUUAUUGAACUGAUCAAACAGCAACGACUGAAAUAUUUAAUGCAAGGAACAGCUGCCCCCGGCACCACCAGGACUUCAGUUCAGUUUUUCUGUCGUCUCUCACCAAACCAAAAGUAUGUGCAAUAUGUAACCGUACCAGAAGAUAAACCAAUUACAGAUAACGAAGACUGGCAGACCAUUGAAAUAAGGGAAAUAACAUCAAUAGGUUCUGGAACUGAAAGGAAGGUAAAGAAAAGAAUUGGUUUUAGUAUUCAAGGUGAUGCAAGUACCAGUCCGGUGGAUAUUUAUGUACCGCAUAUCCAUGCCCUAGACAUGUGGAAGGAUGGUUUAAAUGCUUUACGAGGGUUGGAGAUGACCAGUGAACAGACGAAGUCUGACCUCAAGACGCUGUUGGGAAUGGAGAUGAAGCUACGAUUACUGGACACUGCCAACAUCAAGAUCCCAUCGGAGUGCCCACCAAUCCCUCCUCCACCUAGCAACUAUGAUUUCUAUUAUGAAUAGCUGUGGUGUCAAAGGUCAUUGUUUCUUCUCAUCCAUUCAACAGAGUUGAUGCUAAGCACAAUUACUUUCAGAUUUAACAUUUUUUCCAACUGGCUUUUAUACCUUUUUACUAGAUAGGUUUUAAAUAAAAUGCUGUAGCAGUUAUUUUCUCUUUGCUCGUUAUUUAUUAAGACUGGUUAUUGUUUACCACCACAGACCAGUUUAAUUGCAAUAGCAGUAGAUUAGAAGAAAAUCUGUAUAUUUUCAUGCAUGCCUUAACUCUUUCAAAGUGUUGUACAUUCAAAAUAUGAAUGUUCAGUUUUAUUCCAGUUAUAUGAAAAUGUAUUUAGCCUGUAAAUAGACAAGUUUACUAGUUCGAACUGUUUGAUAUAAAUAGAUUUUUAGAAUUGAAGAAAGUAAUAAUUUACCAUCUGUUAAUUAAGAGUCAAAAUUGCUAAUUUAAAGAAUCUAAUUUAAGCAUUAUGUUUUAAUAGUGAUCAUAAAACUGUGUUGAGUGAAUCAAAUCGUUUUCUAUAAUACAACUGCAAUUUUGAUAUAAAGUAUAUUUUUUACUAAGUUCACACUUUUUGUGUAAAACGAAGAAUGUAAUUAUUAUUAUUAUUAUUAUUGUUUUUAUUAUAGUUACUUACUGUUAUAUUUAUUAUUAUAAUUAUUAUCAAGCACAUAACCAGGUGGUUUCUAUGGUUCAGCCAAACCCACUUUUAAGCAAAGCCAUCUCCUCCUCUAAUAAUAAACCAAACCACUUCCAUCUUCUAUCGAAUACAAUGCGGGCGAGUCGAGUGGCGGAGCGGUAAAGCAGGGGCGCUGGUAUCUACAGCCUUAACAUCAGCGCUGGUUUCAGCAGCUCCUCGCCCAUGGUUCAGUUGGUAGAACCAAGUCUUCUCAGACAAGGACUUAAAAUGGAGGUCCAGUGUAUACAUCUGGCUCGUGUGCACUUUAAAGAACCCAUUGCAUCUUUCGGAAGAGUAGGGGGUUACCCCGAGGUUAUGGUUCAUUUCAGUCUCUGUCGUUGGAAUGAUGCAAACAUGUAGCUACCAUGAGUGCCUCUUUACGGCUGCUAGGUAGUCAUGGACCAUAUGCAAUUCAGCACAAUGUCGCUGCAAGUUAUUGGUUAUUCUCCUACCUUUACCUUACCAUCAAAAUGAUAACAUUUACCAAUUACACACUAGAAUGCUCCACCCCAGGCCUUUUCCCCUAGACCCCACCUGGUACCUAUGUUCCACCUGAACCCCUGGCUGUCAUAAAUAAUGGUCUCUUAAAAAACCCUGACUACAGGCCUAAUUAUUAUUACUGUAUUAUUUUUUUAUCACUAGACAAAUUACAGCUGAAUUAAUUUCAAUUACUGUAAAAUUGCUGAUCUCAUUAACCAAAAUUGUGUGAAGUAUUUCGGCUUAAAAUAACUGCAUUAUUAUUUUAGUGUGCAAUUACCCAAUACAGUUUCAUGGAAUUUUGAUACAGAUAAUACCUUUUAAAACUUUUGUAAAAUGAUUUUGAUAUUAAUUAAUGUUUGUUUAAUUUUUAUAAUAUAUUAUUUCUAUUUAAUGCUUGGAGACAUUUUUCCAUGAUCAAACAUUUUAUAUCAUUUUUAGUAAUUGUAUGUCUUCCUCUUCGGUUAAUGAAUUUUUAUAUGCUAAUUUAGCCGAUCAUAAUGUAUUGUUGACAGUUCUACAUAUAGAAAACUACUGUACAUGUUUGUCCAUUUUGAUAUACUUUAAUUAUUAGCUAACUUGUGUGUGAAUUUCCUUUGAUAGUAUAAUUAGGCAAAAAAAAUAUCAUUUGCUAGAAACUUAAUGGUUAUGGUUUUGUUGCUCUGCUUGCUAAAUUAUGAAAUAGAUCUCAUAACUUUAUAAUUUCAGACAUAGCAAGUCAUGUUUCAUUUGAAUAGACAAUGAUAAGGUAACUGAAAUAAAAUUUCACUGCCCUGCAA
Molecule: messenger RNA, 4024 nt
Organism: Anneissia japonica
Lineage: Eukaryota; Metazoa; Echinodermata; Crinoidea; Comatulida; Comatulidae
Product: engulfment and cell motility protein 1-like
Exons: 18
Coding region: 10-2097 (695 amino acids)
Biological process (GO): actin filament organization; cell motility
Cellular component (GO): plasma membrane
Source: RefSeq, a predicted model, not a curated record